Messenger RNA from Ricinus communis (castor bean), 4237 nucleotides. RefSeq names its product translocase of chloroplast 120, chloroplastic. The record is from RefSeq and is a predicted model, not a curated record. Gene Ontology annotation, biological process: protein targeting to chloroplast. Gene Ontology annotation, molecular function: GTPase activity; GTP binding. Lineage: Eukaryota; Viridiplantae; Streptophyta; Magnoliopsida; Malpighiales; Euphorbiaceae. The transcript has 2 exons. Gene Ontology annotation, cellular component: chloroplast outer membrane. The coding region runs from base 184 to 3711 and encodes 1175 amino acids.
UCUUAUCGCCUUGAUUCAGCUACUGGUAAGCCAAAGGGCAUAACCAGUAGAUGUAGAGAAAGUUAAAAAAGCGCUUCUCUCUCUCUCUCUCUCAUCUAAUCUUUUUUGUCACUGAAAGGCCAAACUCUCUCUUUCUCUCUCUAGUUAUCUACAGGGUUUUGGUGCAAAGGCAAAUAAUUGGAAAUGGAAAAUGGGGUUGAGAGAGUGGGUGGGCCUGGAUUGGGAGAGGAAACUAUUGUUGAAACUCAGUUUGUUGGGGAUAAUAAUGAGGUAGAAGAGAGAGUUGCUGUCGGGUUUGAUAGAUUGAAAGAUAUUGAAGAUGAGGUUUUUGAAGAGGCAAUUGAUUCAAAUGAGCAAUUGCAGGAGGAAGCUAAAUUUGAGUCCGAGCACAGUGUUGAGACAAUCAGUGAUUCCGUUUCGAAACUGGUGGAUGAGAAUUUAAAUAUGGGAACUGAAGUGGAGACUUUUGAGGAGGCGAUUGAUGUUGAUGUUCCUAUUGCUGAGAGUGGGAAUCCUGAGGAGUUGGCUGCAGUAGUUGGUGAAGAAGAGGUGAAGGAUUUAGUGGGUGGGGAUUCUGUUGAUAAGAUUGAUGAAGGAGGGACUAGUAAGGAAGUGGGAAGUGAUGGAUUGAAUGGAGAAAGGGAGGUCUCUGAGAUUGGUGGUGAUGGAGGAAUUGAGGUUUUGAACGAUUCAGUUGAGGUUGAUUUUAGUCAUGCAGUUGAAUCGAGCAGGGAGAUUAUGCCUGGGGAUGGUAAGGAGGAAGAAUUGAAGGAGGCUGAUUCCUUUUCUGAAUAUCAACAAACCAGGGAACCUGUUGUGGUUUCAGUUGAACUUCAAGAGGAUAGGGGUGUAGGUGUUAAUGACAAUCUGCCAAAGAUUGAUACAGAAUGUCAGAGUGAAAAAAGUGGAGAAUUAGAAGUUGUUACGCCAGUCCUUGAUUAUGUGAAUGGGGUUCAUGAGAGCGAACAAUGGACCAAUAAUUCAAAAUGUUUGGAUAUAGAGCCCCAAGAUGAUAGCAAUAGAGAUGUAAAAAAUGCUUCAGUUCUAGCUGAUUCUGGACAUCAGGGGGAAACUCAUGAACUGAAUGCUAGUUCAGCUGCCCUACAUACAGAGGAAGCAACAGCUGUGCCAGAAAUUCCAAUAGCUGUCCCAGAAACUCUAAACUCACACUCAGAAAAUUUCGUGAAUGACAGUAGCGAGGAGCGUACGACUUGUGAAGCUAACCUUAGAGCAGAGGAUAACAAGAUUUCUGAACCACAACAUGCUGAUGAAGUUAAUGGUGUUGGCAAGGAUAGUGUUGUCAUUGAGGGACCCAAAAAGGAAGCAGAAAAAGAUCGGGGACAGAAACCAAACACUCAAAAAAAUGGUCAAGGGGAAAUUCUAACUUCAGCAGAAGAUGCUUCAUCAUCUGUAAAAUCCACUGGUCCUGCGCCCCCGCCUGCCCGUCCAGCUGGUCUUGGGCGUGCUGCCCCCCUAUUGGAGCCAGCACCUCGGUCAGUUCUGCAGCAACAGCGUGUUAAUGGAACUAUGUCUCAUGUGCAAUCCCAACAGGUUGAAGACCCUACAAAUGGGGAGGGUGAUGAGAAUGAUGAGACCCGUGAGAAACUCCAGAUGAUCAGAGUGAAAUUUUUGCGGCUUGCCCAUAGGCUGGGGCAGACUCCCCAUAAUGUUGUUGUAGCACAGGUUUUGUACAGGCUGGGAUUAGCUGAGCAGUUGCGAGGGAGAAAUGGAGGUCGUGUUGGUGCCUUCAGUUUUGAUCGUGCAAGUGCCAUGGCUGAGCAGCUUGAGGCUGCUGGACAGGAACCCCUUGAUUUCUCUUGUACAAUUAUGGUACUUGGGAAGACAGGAGUUGGUAAAAGUGCAACCAUCAAUUCAAUAUUUGAUGAAGUAAAGUUCGGGACUGAUGCUUUCCAAUUGGGUACGAAAAAAGUUCAGGAUGUUGUAGGCACGGUUCAAGGGAUAAAGGUACGGGUCAUUGAUACACCAGGUCUUCUUCCUUCUGGGUCUGACCAGCGCCAAAAUGAGAAGAUUCUUCACUCUGUCAAGCGCUUUAUUAAGAAAACUCCUCCAGACAUUGUGUUGUAUCUUGAUAGGUUAGACAUGCAGAGUAGGGAUUUUGGUGAUAUGCCCCUCUUGCGCACCAUAACUGAGAUAUUUGGUCCAUCUAUCUGGUUUAAUGCUAUUGUGGUCCUGACUCAUGCUGCAUCCGCUCCACCUGAUGGUCCAAAUGGUACUGCUUCAAGUUAUGACAUGUUUGUUACUCAGCGUUCUCACGUUGUUCAACAAGCAAUCCGUCAGGCAGCUGGUGAUAUGAGGCUUAUGAAUCCAGUUUCAUUAGUAGAGAACCACUCAGCAUGCAGAACAAAUAGGGCUGGGCAGAGAGUUUUGCCAAAUGGUCAGGUGUGGAAGCCACAUUUACUAUUACUCUCUUUUGCAUCAAAGAUUCUUGCUGAAGCGAAUGCGCUUUUGAAGUUGCAAGAUAGUCCUCCUGGGAUGCCUUCUGCAACUAGAUCAAGGGCGCCUCCUUUACCAUUUCUGCUCUCAUCCCUUCUCCAGUCAAGACCACAACUUAAGCUUCCUGAGGAACAGUUUGGUGAUGGCGAUGGUCUUGAUGAUGAUUUGGAAGAGUCAUCAGAUUCUGAGGAUGAUUCCGAUUAUGAAGAUUUGCCACCAUUUAAAAGUUUGACAAAGGCCCAGGUGGCCAAGCUUACUAGAGCUCAGAGAAAGGCAUACUUUGAUGAGUUAGAAUAUAGGGAAAAACUUUUUAUGAAGAAACAGUUGAAGGAAGAGAAAAGGCGAAGAAAGAUGAUGAAAAAAAUGGCUGCUGCAGCUAAGGACCUGCCUAGUGAUUACAAUGAAAAUUUAGAAGAUGAAACUGGUGGGGCUGCAUCUGUGCCUGUUCCCAUGCCGGAUUUAGCCUUGCCUGCUUCUUUUGAUUCUGAUAAUCCCACCCAUCGUUAUCGUUACCUUGAUACCUCUAACCAGUGGCUCGUAAGGCCUGUUCUGGAAACCCAUGGUUGGGAUCAUGAUGUUGGUUAUGAAGGUAUAAAUGUUGAAAGAUUGUUUGUGGUUAAAGACAAAAUUCCCUUAUCUUUUUCUGGCCAGGUGACAAAGGAUAAGAAGGAUGCCAAUGUUCAAAUGGAAGUAGCAAGUUCUAUAAAGCAUGGGGAAGGGAAAUCAACUUCCUUAGGUUUUGAUAUGCAAACUGUGGGGAAAGACUUAGCUUAUACUUUACGCAGCGAGACAAGGUUCUGUAAUUUUAGGAAGAACAAGGCAACAGCUGGUCUAUCAAUAACUCUUCUGGGUGAUGCCUUAUCAGCUGGAUUGAAAGUUGAGGAUAAAUUGAUUGCCAAUAAGCGCUUCCGAAUGGUUGUGUCUGGUGGUGCAAUGACUGGCCGUGGUGAUAUAGCUUAUGGUGGCAGUUUGGAGGCCCAACUGAGAGACAAGGAUUACCCGCUGGGUCGUUCCUUAUCAACCCUUGGGCUCUCUGUCAUGGAUUGGCAUGGAGAUCUUGCUGUUGGUUGUAAUAUACAAUCUCAGGUCCCUAUAGGGCGAUCUACAAACUUAAUUGCCCGUGGCAAUUUGAAUAACAGGGGAGCAGGACAAAUUAGUGUUCGCGUAAAUAGCUCAGAACAGCUUCAAAUAGCUUUGGUUGGACUCCUCCCUCUAUUGAAGAAGCUAUUUAGUCACCCUCAACAAGUGCAGUACUGACAAUGAUGAAAAACUAGGUUGUUUGUGCUCCAGCUUAUGAUGCGCGGGUCGAUGAUGGCCAUUUUUAAAAGUGAGUAAAAUGGCUGCUUGUUCUUUACUUAUUUUUUCCUGAAAAGCCCUCCCCCUUUUUGUCAAAGUUAAGAUUUCAGCAAUAUGUUGCCUUUUAUUAUAGUGACUUUUUUUUUUUUUUGGUUGAAAUAUUUUCAUGUGGUGGUUUUUUGUUAACAAUAAGCUGCCAGGCACGCCUUGCUUCUGGAUUAAACCACACAUCUUAACCUAAAAUCUUGUAUGGGUGUAGAAAUUGGUUUAUGCUGUACAAUGUAUAGUCACCUUGCCUUUCUAGUUUUAGGCUAGGACCACAUCUGUUUUAUCCUUUCCUCUGCCCAUUGUAGAAACCAGAAAGAUAUCGAAAGUUUUGUUAGUUUGUCAUCAUUUCAGAGAAGAUUUCUUUUGGUGUCUUGAGGUAUUAGAAAGUCUUAUGUAUUUCACUUUUGUACGUUUCAAAAAAUGGCUUAUUUCUUCUUUA